AAUAAGCCAUCACGUGAUUCAAAUUAAAGAUGUCUGCUCGUGUGACAAGAACUGUAAGUUCUCCAGCAGGUCGUUCUUUAGCUUCGAGUCGUGUAAGGGGAAAUCUUGUUCCUCAAGAUAAAGGAGCUAUUGUACUCGACAUUGGGCAUGUUCAUACAAAGUUAGGUGUUUCUGGGGAGCCAGCUCCUCGUUAUAUUGUCAAAAGUGAAGUUUUAAUGAAACCUUAUGGUGAAAUUCUCAAUGUAUGGGACGAUAAGUAUAUUAAUAGAGAAGAAUUGUAUCUUAUAUUGUGUCGAUUUCUUCAUAAAGUUUUUCUUGAAUACCUGAUUAUUAAUCCUCGAGAGUAUAGGAUUGUCAUUAUUGAAUCAAUUGUGUCACCAUUAAAUUUCAGAAACACAUUAGCAAAGGCUCUAUUUAUUCAUUUUUCUGUCCCCCAUGUUUGUUUUUUACCUCAUCCAUCAGCUUGUUUGUUCAGUUUGGGAAGUUCAACAGCUUUGCUCAUUGAUAUUGGGUUGAAAGAAACAUCAAUAGUUCCAGUGUUUGAAGGUGUGUCGUUAAUUAGAAGUAUUAUGCAAACAACUACGUCAACAAGUUCACUUCACAGUUCACUUCAAUUGUUGUUACAUGAGCAUUGCCAAGUAAAAAACAUUGCAAACGGAGACAUUCAUCCUUUGUCAGAUAAUAAAGAUCUGGAGUUGACUUCAUCUACCUUGAGUAACAUUAUAAUGCAAACAUGUUUUGUUCGGUCACUUGAUUUUGGUGAUGCUACACCUCCUGAUGUAUGUUUUCCUAUUAAUGCUCAGUUCAGUCUCAUCAUAAGUGGACUAGUUAGGUGCCAUGUUGCAGACAUUCUUUUUGAAGGCUGUGAUGGGGAUGUGUCCUUGCCCAUCAGUUUAGUGGAAUCAUUGCUGCUGUGUCCCAUUGAUUGCAGAUCUCAAUUGUGUGAAAAUAUAGUUGUUGUAGGAGGAAGUGCAUCAUUACCAGGAUUGAACUACAGAUUAUUGGAAGAGAUAAGACUCUUGUGUGGCAAUAGCCGGUAUCAAUGUUUGGAUGCCUUAAAGUUCAAAUUUCAUGAACUUCAUUCACAUCCAAACUAUACAGCCUGGCAAGGAGCAUCAAUUAUUGGUGCUGUAGAAUCUGCUAUUCUUGAACGAUCUAUUACAAAAGAAGAUUUUAAACUUUUAGAUUACCACUUGCCAGAUUGGAUGUCAUGCAAUAGUCAAAACUGGGGUAGUUUGCAACAAGUUUCACCUCAGAAGAUACCAUCUUCUCAACCUGGGAAAGUCAUACAAACAGUAAAAUCUGGUUUUGAACAAUAAUUAAUUUUUAUUUUGUUGUAUAACUAGAUUUAUUAAUUUGAUCUAAUAAUUAAUUUUACUGUUA
Molecule: messenger RNA, 1383 nt
Organism: Amphimedon queenslandica
Lineage: Eukaryota; Metazoa; Porifera; Demospongiae; Haplosclerida; Niphatidae
Product: actin-related protein 10-like
Exons: 13
Coding region: 30-1319 (429 amino acids)
Source: RefSeq, a predicted model, not a curated record